CUAAACACAUUCGGAAAUGUUCAGCCAUGGGCGCCGUGUCCCGUUUUGUCGGUUUCGGCCCCAUUAAUUUGUGUUUUUCAUGGGCUUAUGGUUGAACGAAGCGAGGCAUCACGGCAUUUCCACCAUACCCCCACCAAGCGUACAAGCCAUAGGGUGGUCGGUCGGACUGUCGCCUUAGUUCUCGUAGCUUCAUAAAUAAUGCGUUAAUUUCUACUCAGCAGGAAAGGUUUAGUUGGUUCCAUCCGAACAAACCAUUUUUGAUUUUCUCUAAUCUAGUUGAAAGGCAGUUGCCUUUUUACCAACAUCCACGAUGUUCGACCCAAGUAUGCAACAGCAGCAGCCGCAGCAGCAGCCGCCGCCACAACAGCAGCAAGCACCUGGUGCUGCACAAAUGUACCAAACUGACAAAAGCAAAGAAGAUAAAGGGAAUCCUGUAGACUUUCCCUUCUGUUACAAUGUUAAUAUGGUACCAAAAGGACAGGGUGAUGACAAAGCCUGUUACAGAUUUGAUGUAGCUCAGCCAUUUGGGUACAAUUAUGCCCUUGUCAAUCAAAUGUCGUUAGCAGCAGCUGCAUCUACUGCUACGUUCAAAUGUGAUGUGUGUGGACUGGUGUUUGGCCAUUUAACGCUACUCAAUCACCACAAGCGCAUUCACACUGCCAACGCAAAUCCUGCUGCAGCUGCUGCUCCUGGUAACUCACAGGUCGUCAAUUCUGCUCAACAACCAUCUGCUGGAUCUGUUGACAGACAACAACACACCUGUGAUAUUUGCGGUGCGGUAUUUAGCAUGCCUGGUGAACUCAAAGCCCACAAGAAUCAGAUGCACAAGGCUCCUGCUGCGCCAAAGUGCUGUAAUUCCUGUGGUGUGGAAGUGCCUUGUGACCAGCAUAAUAAAAAGAAGGGAAAAUUUGUCAAAUGUGGAAGUUGUCUGGAGUCUGCCGCCCAGCAGCAGCAGCAGCAACAGCAACCUGUCUUUCCUGGAAAUGGUACAGCUGAAAAUUCUGGUGGAGAGGCCUCUGAGGUCUCAUCAGCAAAACCUGGCCAUCAUCCUGUGAAGCGCAGGGGUAUGGCAACUGUGACCAAGUGUCAGAAAUGUAAUGGAUCCGGCAUCAUUUUCGUUGGUGGUGCAAGGAGCCAUGCGGUGGACAAACCAUUCCACUGUAACGUGUGUGACGGCACCUUCAGUCGCUACUCAUCUCUGUGGAGCCACAAACGCUUACAUUCUGGUGACAAGCCAUUUAAAUGUGAAAUUUGUGGCCUUGCCUUCGCCAAAGCCGCCUACCUCAAGAAUCAUGGGAGGGUUCAUACAGGUGAAAAACCUUAUAAAUGUGGAGUGUGUGGAAUGCAGUUCUCUCAGAGUCCACAUUUGAAAAAUCAUGAAAGAAUUCAUAGUGGUGAACGCCCAUAUCAGUGUGAGGUUUGUGACAAAGUGUUUGCACGUCAUUCUACUUUAUGGAACCAUCGACGUAUUCAUACAGGGGAAAAACCCUACCGAUGUGAAAUUUGUGGAUCGUCAUUCAAUCAAGCCACACAUCUCAAAAACCACAACAAGGUGCACACUGGAGAAAAGCCUCAUCGCUGCGAUAUUUGUGAUGUUGCUUUCUCUGAUCGAUUUGCCCUGAAGAGGCACCGUGGCAUCCAUGAAAAGUACGGCCGCACGGCCCCAAGCACCCCUAGUACCACACCUAAUGGUACACCCCAACAACAACUGCAAUCCACUGAUCAGCAGGCUCAACCUGAGCAAGUAAUGGAACAGUUAUACAAAUGUGAAGUUCAGGUCUAGAUUUUGAUCCAGGACAUUUUGUAAUAAGGAAAACAGGAUUUCCACUUUUAGCCAUAAUUAUGGAACGCCAUACCUCUGCAGGCUCAAACAUACACUUUAUUUGUCGCCCUCUGUGCACUGUUAAGAAGUGUGCUGUGACUGCUGCUGAUAGACAAUGUCCUCAUAGAAAUGGGUGUUGAUGAUUGUCCAAGGAAAGCAAUUUUGGUUAAUGGUGUAUAUGGAAGGUUCUGAACUAUUGUCACAGUGGACUGUGAUAUCAUUAUCAGAUUACUGAUUUAUUUGUAACCAUGGGACAGAUAAUAAGCUCUGGAAUGUAAAUUGAUACAUUACCUGUUGGUCCAAUAAACAUUGGUUCAUAUUUUAUACUAAGAGUCUCUUUUAAAGUGUAAUAUAAUGGAUUGCAUUCAUGUUUGUUAAAGAUGUGAAACCAUGCCACUUCAAUUGGCUUCUUUGAAUAAAAUCUGUUGCACUCAUGUUGCUUCUUUUGCAUUUUAACUGCAGUUUGAGGACAUUGUUGACCACUUAUUUUGAACUAUGGAUUCCAAGGUUUGCGAAGUUUCAGCCUAGAAUAAUUUCUGGAAUAGAGAUGAGUGAAGAGAGGAUUUCCCUCCAAAUCUUGCCACUAUGAUUUCUCCACUAUCUUAUUGCCUGUAGAGUGCUAAUUCAGAUUUUUAUUUUAUUAUUUAUUGAACUCUAUUUAAUUAUUAAGGUUUUAUGCAUAGUAUUGAGAGUUAAUUUUUGUGUCUUGCACAAAGAAAGAUAUAGUAUUUUACGUGUGAAACAUAAAACUAUUAAUUUUCAAACAUUUAACUGGUUGAUUUGUCUGCUUGAUGGACUCAGAGCCAGUUAAAUUCUAGCUUUAGGUAGAUGCAAUGCACAGAAAUACCAGCACCCAUAUGCUCUUUAUAGGAUUAAAAUUACCCCCUCAGCAUGCAAAGAUAUUUGCAAUGAAAUUUGUGGGUAAUGUGAUAAUUCACCCUUUCUUCUUUGAGCUUCACAUUGUGACUGAAUAUGUCUUUCCAUUGUUUUUCGUUUUUAAGUGUAUUUGUAUGGAACUUCUUUAAAGAGCUUAUCUGCUGUUGAUUAUUUUUAACUAGGGCAAAACGUCCUAGCAUACCUUGAGCAGUUAAUGAUUUUCUUUUCCUCAAUUUUAUACUAUACAAUGAGGUUGUUAUGCCUCUAUCUUGAUUUGAAACGGCAUUUGGAUCUUAUUUGGUGUAUUCUUUAUCUCAUAUUGAUCUUGAUGCUGAGCACAGUUCUUUUCAUUGCGUGGUUAGUGUCUGUCUGAGUAACUUCUGUAUUGAUUGUUCUCACAAUUGUGCUGCCAAUGAAUGUUGGCUGAUAACUAGCAAUAGUUUUAGUGUUCUUUUAUUUGGUUUCUUUUGUUUUUAAGGACAGUUCAAUGUCCUGAUUAGUGUACACAAACCAUAUCCUUCAGUAACUAUGUUUUAUCAUCAAUCAUUUGGGGAUUGUAUGCAAUAGUCUGUUGUAUUGCUGACUUUAAAGCACGGUAGACUGCUCAUAAGCUUGGUGUGCAGAGGGCAAUAGAUAAGUGGUUUGCAAUGUGUUUGCUUUCAGAUUCGCAGUGUAUUUAUUCUGUUGUAUAAACAAUAUUGUGCAAUAUUAACAGUUGUUGGCUAUGGCUCCUACAGAGCAGUGUGUUAAGAAAACAGUUUAUAUUUUGUACAAAGCAUCACUAAGAUCUCUAAAUAUCGCUGUUUUAAAAGAAGGCAUCUGUAUAUAAGUAAGACACUCCCCUCCCAAGUAAGAAAUAAGUAUAAACCUUAUGUUAUUAUGCUAUGUACAUUUGAUUUUUAUCUAGUGAUGGACAUAUAUAGGCCAGUUGUACUAAUGAUGAAUCACAGACAUAAAAUCUCUAUCAAAUUCUUCCUGUGUAAUGUCCUUAAAUUAAAAAAUUGAUAAAUAAACGAGUUUGUUAUAAGUA
Thrips palmi is the source of this 3728-nucleotide messenger RNA. RefSeq names its product zinc finger protein 665-like. Gene Ontology annotation, biological process: regulation of transcription by RNA polymerase II. Gene Ontology annotation, cellular component: nucleus. Lineage: Eukaryota; Metazoa; Arthropoda; Insecta; Thysanoptera; Thripidae. Gene Ontology annotation, molecular function: RNA polymerase II cis-regulatory region sequence-specific DNA binding; DNA-binding transcription factor activity, RNA polymerase II-specific. Bases 311 to 1783 code for a protein of 490 amino acids. The transcript has 10 exons. The record is from RefSeq and is a predicted model, not a curated record.